Molecule: messenger RNA, 18340 nt
Organism: Kogia breviceps (pygmy sperm whale)
Lineage: Eukaryota; Metazoa; Chordata; Mammalia; Artiodactyla; Physeteridae
Gene: AHNAK
Product: AHNAK nucleoprotein
Biological process (GO): regulation of RNA splicing
Cellular component (GO): nucleus; costamere; cytoplasm
Molecular function (GO): protein binding
Source: RefSeq, a predicted model, not a curated record
GCCACUCGGAGCAGCUCCGCCGCGGGGACUGCACCGCCCGCCCUGCCGGACCCGCCCCGACCGGGGCUCGCCGCCCGCAGCAGCCGCAGCACCGCGACCUCGGGCCCUGCGCUGGCUAUGGCUGUGCCCUGUGGCUGAGCGCGCAGGCUGUGUGACCGAGAUUCCCAAGAGAGAGACACUCCGAGGAGAGGAGAGGAAGGAGGGGCGGGCUUCUGGCAAGGCAUCUGCUCCUGAACCAAGUCCUGCGAAGAUGGAGAAGGAGGAAGAGACGACCCGGGAGCUGCUGCUGCCCAACUGGCAGGGCAGCGGCUCCCACGGGCUGACCAUCACCCAGAGGGACGACGGCGUCUUUGUGCAGGAGGUGAUGCAGAACUCCCCUGCGGCCCGUACUGGGGUGGUCAAGGAGGGGGACCAGAUUGUGGGUGCCACCAUCUACUUUGACAACCUACAGUCGGGAGAGGUGACCCAGCUGCUGAACACCAUGGGACACCACGCCGUGGGCCUGAAGCUGCAUCGCAAGGGGGACCGUUCCCCUGAGCCUGGCCAGACCUGGACCCACGAAGUCUUCAGCUCCCACAGCUCUGAAGUGGUUCUGAGCGGGGAUGACGAGGAGUACCAGCGCAUCUACACCACGAAGAUCAAGCCUCGGCUGAAGCCAGAGGAUGGAGUGGAAGGGGAACCUGGGGAGACCCAGAGCCGCACCAUCACGGUGACCAGGAGGGUCACGGCCUACACCGUGGAUGUGACAAGCCGCGAAGGAGCCAAGGACAUCGACAUUAGCAGCCCUGAGUUCAAGAUCAAGAUUCCACGGCACGAACUGACUGAAAUCUCCACUGUGGAUGUGGAGGCCCAGCCUGGGAAAACAGUGAUCAGACUGCCCUCGGGCUCGGGGGCACUGUCCCCCGCCCCAGGCUCCACUGUGGACAUCCAAGCAGGGUCCAUUUCCACUUCAGGACCAGAGCUCCAAGGUGCUGGCCACUCGAAGGUCCAGGUCACCGUGCCUGGGAUUAAGGUGGGAAGCCCGGGUGUUAGUGUCGGUGCAAAGGGCUUGGACUUAGGUAGCAAAGGAGGGGUCCAAGUCCCAGGGGUGGACAUUUUGUCCUCUCUUGGGGGUGGGGCAGCAGAGUGGCAGGGCCCAGCUCUUGAGAGUGGCAAUCAUGGGAAAAUUAAAUUUCCCUCCAUGAAGCUGCCAAAAUUUGGUGUCUCAACAGGGCUUGAGGGUCAGGCCCCAGAGGCAGGGUCGAGUGUUUCUGCCCCUGAAUUCUCUGUGGGGCACAAGGGUGGCAAGCCAGGCUUGACCAUUGGCGGCAACGUCCAGACCCCUCAGCUGGAAGUCAGUGGUGCCUCUGCCAGUCUUAGGGGGCUUGAGGGGAAGCUGAAGGGCCCCCAAAUCACUGGGCCAUCCCUUGAGGGUGACCUGGGCCUGAAAGGUACCACGCCACAGGGGAGUUCAAGGGUGGACAUCUCUGUGCCCAAAAUCGAGGGCAGCAUCGCUGGCUCCAGGGUGGAAGUUCAAACUCCUAACAUUGAUAUUCAUGGGCCAGGGGGCAAACUGAAUAUGCCCAAGGUGAAGGCCCCCAAAUUCUCUGUAUCAGAUUCUAAGGGAGAGGGAGCUGGCAUUGAUGUGACACUUCCUGGGGUCUCUGGGGAUGUUGGCCUGCCUGAGGUUGCUUCUGGGGGGCUGGAAGGGAAGAUGAAGGGUCCUAAACUCAAGACUCCUGAAAUGAUUGUUCAGACACCUAAAAUCUCCAUGCAGGAUGUGGAUCUGAGCCUCAGGUCCCCUGAACUGAAAGGAGACAUUAAGGUUUCUGCUCCUGGGGUUCAAGGUGAUGUUAAAGGCCCUCAAGUAGCAGUUAAGGGUGCCAAAGUAGACACAGAGACACCCAGCCUAGAGGGGACCAUGACUGGCCCCAAGUUUACUGGUCCUUCUGGGAAAGAAGGAACCUGCAGGGUCUCUAUGGCAGACGUAGACUUAAAUGUGGCUGCACCAAAGGUGGAAGGGGGUGUGGAUGUCAUGCUUCCAAAAGUAGAGGGGAAAGUCAGUGUCCCUGAAGUUGAUGUCAGAGGCCCCAAAGUGGAUGUCAGUGCCCCGGAUGUGGACGUUCAUGGUCCGGACUGGAACCUGAAAAUGCCCAAGAUGAAAAUGCCCAAGUUCAGCACUCCAGGAGUUAAAGGGGAAGGGCCAGAUGUAGAUGUGAAUCUCCCCAAAGGUGAUGUCAGUAUUUCAGGGCCCAAGGUCAGUGUGGAGGCCCCAAAUGUCAACAUAGGGGGCCUGGUGGGCAACCUUAAAGGCCCUGAUGUUCAGCUGCCUGAACCGAGUGUCAAGACACCAAAGCUCACCAUGCCUGAUGUGGAUUGGCAUGUGAAAGGCCCAAAGGUAAAAGGAGAGUAUGAUGUAACAGCAACAAAAGUUGAAGGAGAGCUGAAAGGCCCCAAAGUGGACACUGAUGCCCCCGAUGUGGACGUUCGUGGCCCAGACUGGCACCUGAAGAUGCCCAAGAUGAAAAUGCCCAAGUUCACUGUGCCAGGGUUCAAAGCAGAGGGCCCCGAAGUGAAUGUAAACCUGCCUGAGCCUGAUGUGGACAUUUCUGGGCCCAAGGUAGAUGUCUGUGCUCCAGAUGUGAGCGCUGAGGGACCAGAGGGGAAAUUGAAAGGACCCAAGUUUAAGAUGCCUGAGAUGAAUAUCAAAGCCCCAAAGAUCUCCAUACCAGAUGUGGACUUACAUUUGAAAGGCCCUAGUGUGAAAGGAGAAUAUGAUGUCACAGUGCCGAAGGUUGAAGGGGAGAUUAAAGUUCCUGAUGUUGAACUUAAAAGUGCCAAACUGGACAUUGAUGCUCCAGAUGUGGACGUGCACGGCCCGGACUGGCACCUCAAGAUGCCCAAAAUGAAAAUGCCCAAGUUCAGCAUGCCUGGCCUCAGAGCAGAGGGCCCAGAAGUGGACAUGAACCUGCCCAAGGCUGACAUUGACAUCGCUGGACCCAAGGUGGACGUUGAACUUCCAGAUGUGAAUAUUGAAGGACCUGAAGGAAAGCUGAAGGGUCCCAAGUUUAAGAUGCCUGAGGUGACUAUCAAGGCGCCCAAGAUCUCCAUGCCCGAUGUCGAUUUGCAUAUGAAAGGUCCCAAGGUGAAGGGGGAAUAUGAUGUUACAGUGCCAAAGCUGGAAGGGGACCUGAAGGGGCCAAAGGUAGACGUCAGUGCCCCAGAUGUUGGAGUUCACAGUCCUGAUUGGAACCUAAAGAUGCCAAAGAUGAAAAUGCCCAGAUUCACCAGGCCCAGCCUUAAAGGAGAGGGCCCAGAAUUGGAUGCGAACCUUCCCAAAGCUGAUGUUGACAUUUCUGCACACAAGGUAGAUACUAGUGCUCCAGAUCUGAGCCUUGAAGGUCCAGAAGGGAAGUUGAAAGGCCCUAAGUUUAAGAUGCCUGAGAUGCACUUCAAAGCUCCCAAGAUGACCCUGCCAGAUGUUGACAUGGAUCUUAAAGGACCCAAAAUGAAAGGGAAUCUAGAUGUGUCUGCACCAAAAAUCGAAGGUGAGAUGAAAGCUCCACGUGUGGACAUCAAAGGCCCCAAAGUAGAUGUGAAAGCACCAGAUGUGGAAGUUCAGGAUGCAGACUGGGGUCUGAAGAUGCCCAAGAUGAAAAUGCCCAAGUUCAGCAUGCCAAGCUUCAAAGGGGAGGGCCCAGAUGUGGACGUGAACCAGCCCAAAGCUGACAUUGAUGUCUCAGGACCCAAGGUGGACAUUGAAGCCCCAGAUGUGAGCCUGGAGGGGCCGGAAGGAAAGCUUAAGGGUCCCAAGUUUAAGAUGCCUGAGAUGCACUUCAAGGCCCCCAAGAUCUCCAUGCCCGAUGUAGACUUAAACUUGAAGGGCCCCAAAGUCAAAGGGGAUGUGGAUGUGUCUGUGCCCAAGAUAGAAGGUGAAAUGAAAGUGCCUGAUGUAGACAUCAAAGGCCCGAAAGUGGACGUUGAUGUCCCAGAUGUGGACGUCCAAGGCCCUGACUGGCACCUGAAGAUGCCCAAGAUGAAAAUGCCCAAGUUCAGCAUGCCUGGCUUCAGAGGAGAGGGCUCAGAAGUGGAUGUGAACCUGCCCAAGGCUGACAUUGAUGUCUCAGGACCCAAGGUGGACAUUGAAGCCCCAGAUGUGAGCCUGGAGGGGCCGGAAGGAAAGCUUAAGGGUCCCAAGUUUAAGAUGCCUGAGAUGCACUUCAAGGCCCCCAAGAUCUCCAUGCCCGAUGUAGACUUAAACUUGAAGGGCCCCAAAGUCAAAGGGGAUGUGGAUGUGUCUGCACCCAAGAUAGAAGGUGAAAUGAAAGUGCCUGAUGUAGACAUCAAAGGCCCGAAAGUGGACGUUGAUGUCCCAGAUGUGGACGUUCCAGGCCCCGACUGGCACCUGAAGAUGCCCAAGAUGAAAAUGCCCAAGUUCAGCAUGCCUGGCUUCAGAGGAGAAGGCUCAGAAAUGGAUGUGAACCUGCCCAAGGCUGACGUUGACGUCUCAGGACCCAAGGUGGACAUUGAAACCCCAGCUGUGAGCCUGGAGGGGCCGGAAGGAAAGCUUAAGGGUCCCAAGUUUAAGAUGCCUGAGAUGCACUUCAAGGCCCCCAAGAUCUCCAUGCCCGAUGUAGACUUAAACUUGAAGGGCCCCAAAGUCAAAGGGGAUGUGGAUGUGUCUGUGCCCAAGAUAGAAGGUGAAAUGAAAGUGCCUGAUGUAGACAUCAAAGGCCCGAAAGUGGACGUUGAUGUCCCAGAUGUGGACGUCCAAGGCCCUGACUGGCACCUGAAGAUGCCCAAGAUGAAAAUGCCCAAGUUCAGCAUGCCUGGCUUCAGAGGAGAGGGCUCAGAAGUGGAUGUGAACCUGCCCAAGGCUGACAUUGAUGUCUCAGGACCCAAGGUGGACAUUGAAGCCCCAGAUGUGAGCCUGGAGGGGCCGGAAGGAAAGCUUAAGGGUCCCAAGUUUAAGAUGCCUGAGAUGCACUUCAAGGCCCCCAAGAUCUCCAUGCCCGAUGUAGACUUAAACUUGAAGGGCCCCAAAGUCAAAGGGGAUGUGGAUGUGUCUGCACCCAAGAUAGAAGGUGAAAUGAAAGUGCCUGAUGUAGACAUCAAAGGCCCGAAAGUGGACGUUGAUGUCCCAGAUGUGGAUGUUCCAGGCCCCGACUGGCACCUGAAGAUGCCCAAGAUGAAAAUGCCCAAGUUCAGCAUGCCUGGCUUCAGAGGAGAAGGCUCAGAAGUGGAUGUGAACCUGCCCAAGGCUGACGUUGACGUCUCAGGACCCAAGGUGGACAUUGAAGCCCCAGAUGUGAGCCUGGAGGGGCCGGAAGGAAAGCUUAAGGGUCCCAAGUUUAAGAUGCCUGAGAUGCACUUCAAGGCCCCCAAGAUCUCCAUGCCCGAUGUAGACUUAAACUUGAAGGGCCCCAAAGUCAAAGGGGAUGUGGAUGUGUCUGCGCCCAAGAUCGAAGGUGAAAUGAAAGUGCCUGAUGUAGACAUCAAAGGCCCGAAAGUGGACGUUGAUGUCCCAGAUGUGGACGUCCAAGGCCCUGACUGGCACCUGAAGAUGCCCAAGAUGAAAAUGCCCAAGUUCAGCAUGCCUGGCUUCAGAGGAGAGGGCUCAGAAGUGGAUGUGAACCUGCCCAAGGCUGACAUUGAUGUCUCAGGACCCAAGGUGGACAUUGAAGCCCCAGAUGUGAGCCUGGAGGGGCCGGAAGGAAAGCUUAAGGGUCCCAAGUUUAAGAUGCCUGAGAUGCACUUCAAGGCCCCCAAGAUCUCCAUGCCCGAUGUAGACUUAAACUUGAAGGGCCCCAAAGUCAAAGGGGAUGUGGAUGUGUCUGCACCCAAGAUAGAAGGUGAAAUGAAAGUGCCUGAUGUAGACAUCAAAGGCCCGAAAGUGGACGUUGAUGUCCCAGAUGUGGAUGUUCCAGGCCCCGACUGGCACCUGAAGAUGCCCAAGAUGAAAAUGCCCAAGUUCAGCAUGCCUGGCUUCAGAGGAGAAGGCUCAGAAGUGGAUGUGAACCUGCCCAAGGCUGACGUUGACGUCUCAGGACCCAAGGUGGACAUUGAAGCCCCAGAUGUGAGCCUGGAGGGGCCGGAAGGAAAGCUUAAGGGUCCCAAGUUUAAGAUGCCUGAGAUGCACUUCAAGGCCCCCAAGAUCUCCAUGCCCGAUGUGGACUUAAACUUGAAGGGCCCCAAAGUCAAAGGGGAUGUGGAUGUGUCUGCACCCAAGAUAGAAGGUGAAAUGAAAGUGCCUGAUGUAGACAUCAAAGGCCCGAAAGUGGACGUUGAUGUCCCAGAUGUGGACGUUCCAGGCCCCGACUGGCACCUGAAGAUGCCCAAGAUGAAAAUGCCCAAAUUCAGCAUGCCUGGCUUCAGAGGCGAGGGCCCUGAAGUGGACGUGAAUCUGCCUAAAGCUGACAUUGAUGUCUCUGCACCCAAAGUUGAGAUUGAAGCCCCAGAUGUGAGCCUUGAAGGUCCAGAAGGGAAGCUCAAGGGUCCUAAGUUUAAGAUGCCUGAGAUGCACUUCAAGCCUCCGAAGAUCUCCAUGCCUGACAUUGAUUUAAACCUCAAGAGCCCCAAGGUGAAAGGUGAUGUGGAUGUUUCUCUGCCCAAAGUUGAAGGGGGUCUGAAAGGGCCAGAGGUUUACAUGAAAGGCCCCAAAGUGGACAUUGAUGCUCCAGAUGUGGACGUGCAUGGCCCAGACUGGCACCUGAAGAUGCCCAAGAUAAAAAUGCCCAAGAUCAGCAUGCCCGGCUUCAGAGGAGAGGGCCCAGAGGUGGAUGUGAACCUGCCCAAGGCUGACAUUGACGUCUCAGGACCCAAGGUGGACGUUGAUGUUCCAGAUAUGAAUGUUGAAGGUCCAGAUGCAAAACUAAAAGGUCCUAAAUUUAAGUUGCCAGAGAUGAAUAUAAAGCCUCAGAAGAUAUCCAUGCCUGAUGUUAGUCUGCAUUUGAAAGGCCAUAAAAUGAAAGGAGAUUAUGAUGUUACGGUUCCAAAAGUAGAAGGAGAGAUUAAAGCUCCUGACAUUGACAUCGAGGGUCCAAAAGUAGACAUUAAUGCACCAGAUGUGGGAGCUCAUGGUCCAGACUGGCACCUGAAGAUGCCCAAGAUAAAAAUGCCCAAGAUCAGCAUGCCUGGCUUCAGAGGAGAGGGCCCAGAAGUGGAUGUGAACCUGCCCAAGGCUGACAUUGAUGUCUCAGGACCCAAGGUGGACAUUGAUGUUCCAGAUGUGAAUAUUGAAGGUCCAGAGGGGAAACUAAAGGGUCCCAAGUUCAAGAUGCCAAGCAUGCAUAUACAAACACACAAAAUCUCUAUGCCUGAUGUUGGACUUAAUCUGAAAGCCCCUAAACUGAAAACUGAUAUAGAUGUUUCUCUUCCCAAAGUGGAAGGAGACUUGGAAGGUCCUGGAAUUGACAUAAAAGCCCCUAAAAUGGAUGUGGAUGUUGGUGAUAUAGAUGUUGAAUGUCCAGAAGGAAAGCUUAAGGGUCCCAAGUUUAAGAUGCCUGAGAUGCACUUCAAAGCCCCCAAGAUCUCCAUGCCUGAUGUGGACUUAAACUUGAAAGGCCCCAAAGUCAAGGGGGAUGUGGAUGUGUCUGUGCCCAAGAUAGAAGGUGAAAUGAAUGUGCCAGAUGUUGAAGUCAGAGGACCCAAAGUAGACGUUGAUGUCCCAGAUGUGGACGUCCAAGGCCCUGACUGGCACCUGAAGAUGCCCAAGAUGAAAAUGCCCAAGUUCAGCAUGCCUGGCUUCAAAGGAGAGGCCCCUAAUGUAGAUGUGAACCUACCAAAGGCUGACAUUAAUGCUUCUGGCCCCAAAGUGGACAUUGAUACUCCUGAUUUGGAUAUUGAGGGACCAGAAGGAAAAUUAAAAGGUUCUAAAUUUAAGAUGCCUAAGUUGAAUAUCAAAGCUCCCAAGAUAUCCAUGCCAGAUGUGGACUUGAAUUUGAAGGGACCCAAAUUGAAAGGAGAGAUGGAUGCUUCUGUGCCAGAACUAGAAGGUGAUCUCAAAGGUCCGCAAGUUGAUAUCAAACGUCCUAGUGUGGAUGUGGAGGUGCCUGACGUUGAUCUGGAAUGUCCUGAUGCAAAGUUGAAAGGCCCGAAGUUUAAGAUGCCAGACAUGCACUUCAAAGCCCCCAAGAUCUCCAUGCCCGAUGUAGACUUAAACUUGAAGGGCCCCAAAGUCAAAGGGGAUGUGGAUGUGUCUGUGCCCAAGAUAGAAGGUGAAAUGAAAGUGCCUGAUGUAGACAUCAAAGGCCCGAAAGUGGACGUUGAUGUCCCAGAUGUGGAGGUUCCGGGCCCCGACUGGCACCUGAUGAUGCCCAAGAUGAAAAUGCCCAAGUUCAGCAUGCCUGGCUUCAGAGGAGAGGGCCCUGAAGUGGACGUGAACCUGCCCAAGGCUGACGUUGACAUCUCAGGACCCAAGGUGGACAUUGAAGCCCCAGCUGUGAGCCUGGAGGGGCCGGAAGGAAAGCUUAAGGGUCCCAAGUUUAAGAUGCCUGAGAUGCACUUCAAGGCCCCCAAGAUCUCCAUGCCCGAUGUGGACUUAAACUUGAAGGGCCCCAAAGUCAAAGGGGAUGUGGAUGUGUCUGUGCCCAAGAUAGAAGGUGAAAUGAAAGUGCCUGAUGUAGACAUCAAAGGCCCGAAAGUGGACGUUGAUGUCCCAGAUGUGGACGUCCAAGGCCCUGACUGGCACCUGAAGAUGCCCAAGAUGAAAAUGCCCAAGUUCAGUAUGCCUGGCUUCAGAGGCGAGGGCCCUGAAGUGGACGUGAACCUGCCCAAGGCUGACGUUGACGUCUCAGGACCCAAGGUGGACAUUGAAGCCCCAGAUGUGAACCUGGAGGGGCCGGAAGGAAAGCUUAAGGGUCCCAAGUUUAAGAUGCCUGAGAUGCACUUCAAGGCCCCCAAGAUCUCCAUGCCCGAUGUAGACUUAAACUUGAAGGGCCCCAAAGUCAAAGGGGAUGUGGAUGUGUCUGUGCCCAAGAUAGAAGGUGAAAUGAAAGUGCCUGAUGUAGACAUCAAAGGCCCCAAAGUGGACGUUGAUGUCCCAGAUGUGGACGUGCAUAGCCCAGACUGGCACCUGAAGAUGCCCAAGAUGAAAAUGCCCAAGUUCAGCAUGCCCGGCUUCAGAGGAGAGGGCCCUGAAGUGGACGUGAACCUGUCCAAAGCUGAUGUUGAUGUCUCAGGACCCAAGGUGGACAUUGAAGGCCCUGAUGUUAAUAUUGAAGGACCAGAGGGAAAGUUGAAAGGGCCCAAGUUCAAGAUGCCAGAGAUGAACAUCAAAGCCCCCAAGAUCUCCAUGCCCGACUUUGAUUUGCACCUGAAAGGUCCUAAGGUGAAAGGAGAUGUGGAUGUUUCUGUGCCUAAGGUGGAAGGUGACCUCAAGGCCCCUGAAGUUGACAUCAAAGGCCCCAAAGUGGACAUCGAUGCUCCAGAUGUGGACGUGCAUGGCCCCGACUGGCACCUGAAGAUGCCCAAGAUAAAAAUGCCCAAGAUCAGCAUGCCCGGCUUCAAAGGAGAGGGCCCUGAAGUGGAUGUGAAUCUGCCCAAAGCUGACAUUGAUGUGUCAGGACCCAAGGUGGACAUUGAAGGCCCUGAUGUGAAUAUGGAAGGACCAGAGGGAAAGUUGAAAGGUCCCAAGUUCAAGAUGCCAGAGAUGAAUAUCAAAGCCCCCAAGAUCUCCAUGCCUGACAUUGAUCUUAAUCUGAAGGGCCCCAAAGUGAAGGGUGACGUGGAUGUGUCUUUACCAAAAGUGGAAGGUGAGCUUAAAGUUCCUGAAGUUGACAUGAAAGGCCCCAAAGUGGACAUUGAUGCUCCAGAUGUGGACGUGCAUGGCCCAGACUGGCACCUGAAGAUGCCCAAGAUAAAAAUGCCCAAGAUCAGCAUGCCUGGCUUCAGAGGAGAGGGCCCAGAAGUGGACGUGAACCUGCCCAAGGCUGACAUUGAUGUCUCAGGACCCAAGGUAGACGUUGAUGUUCCAGAUGUGAAUAUUGAAGGUCCAGAUGCGAAACUGAAGGGUCCCAAGUUCAAGAUGCCAGAGAUGAAUAUCAAAGCUCCUAAGAUACCAUCAAUGCCAGAUUUGGACCUUAAUCUUAAAGGCCCUAAAAUGAAAGGAGAGGUGGAUAUUUCACUUCCAAAUGUAGAAGGUGAUUUGAAAGGGCCUUCUCUUGACAUCAAAGGCCCGAAGAUAGAUGUAGAUGCGCCAGAUAUUGACAUUCAUGGCCCAGAAGGCAAACUGAAAGGUCCAAAGCUGAAGAUGCCUGAUAUGCAUGUAAACAUGCCCAAGAUCUCCAUGCCAGAAAUUGACCUGAAUUUGAAAGGCUCAAAACUUAAGGGAGAUGUUGAUGUUUCUGGACCCAAACUGGAAGGUGACAUUAAAGUUCCCAAGUUAGAUAUAAAGGGCCCAGAAAUGGACAUUUCUGGUCCUAAGCUCAAUAUUGAAGGCAAGUCAAAGAAAUCUCGUUUUAAGCUUCCCAAAUUCAAUUUUUCAGGCUCCAAAGUUCAGACACCUGAGGUAGAUGUCAAAGUCAAAAAGCCAGAUACUGAUGUAACAGGUCCCAAAGUGGACAUUAAUGCUCCCGAUACUGAGGUCCAAGGAAAAGUGAAAGGACCCAAGUUCAAAAUGCCUUUCCUGAGUAUUUCGUCUCCUAAAGUGUCUAUGCCUGAUGUGGAGUUAAAUCUGAAAGGUCCUAAAGUCAAAGGAGACUUAGAUGUUGCAGGUCCUAAUUUAGAAGGUGAUUUUAAAGGACCCAAAGUGGACAUUAAGGCACCAGAAGUUCAUCUUGAUGCCCCUGAUGUAGACGUUCAUGGUCCAGACUGGAAUUUGAAAAUGCCCAAGAUGAAAAUGCCCAAGUUCAGUGUGCCCAGCUUAAAAGCAGAAGGGCCAGAUAUGGCUGUGGAUCUGCCAAAAGGAGAUAUCAACAUAGAGGGUCCCAGGAUGGACAUUGAGGGCCCAGAAAUCAGUGUGGAAGGUCUAGAGGGAGGCUUAAAAGGUCCCAAAUUCAAGAUGCCUGAUAUGAAUAUCAAGGCCCCCAAGAUCUCCACGCCCGAUGUGGACUUACACUUGAAAGGCCCCAAAGUCAAAGGGGAUGUGGAUGUGUCUGCGCCCAAGAUAGAAGGUGAAAUGAACGUGCCAGGUGUGGACAUCGAAGGGCCCAAAUUGGAUGUUGAGGUCCCAGAUGUGGGUGUUCAAGGCCCUGACUGGCACCUGAAGAUGCCUAAGGUGAAAAUGCCCAAGUUCAGCAUGCCUGGCUUCAGAGGAGAGGGCUCAGAGGUGGAUGUGAACCUGCCCAAAGCUGACAUUGGUAUUUCUGGCCCCAAAGUGGACAUUGAUGCCCCAGAUGUGAAUAUUGAAGGUCCAGAUGCAAAACUGAAGGGCCCCAAAUUCAAGAUGCCAGAGAUGAAUAUCAAAGCUCCCAAAAUCUCCAUGCCUGACCUUGACUUUAACCUGAAGGGACCCAGACUAAAGGGUGAUGUGGAUGUGUCUUUGCCAAAAGUGGAAGGUGACCUCAAGGUCCCUGAGGUGGAUAUCAAGGGCCCCAAAGUGGACAUUGAAACUCCUGAUAUUAACAUUGAAGGCCCAGAGGGGAAAUUGAAGGGGCCCAAAUUCAAGAUGCCAGAGAUGCACCUGAAGGCACCCAAGAUCUCCAUGCCUAACAUUGAUUUAAACCUGAAGGGGCCCAAGGUGAAGGGUGAUAUAGAUGUUUCCCUUCCCAAGACUGAAGGAGAUCUGAAAGGCCCUGAGAUCGAUAUCAAAGGCCCCAAAGUGGACAUUGAUGCUCCAGAUGUGGAUGUUCAGGGCCCAGACUGGCACCUGAAGAUGCCCAAGAUGAAAAUGCCCAAGUUCAGCAUGCCCGGCUUCAAAGGAGAGGGCCCUGAAGUGGAUGUGAAUCUGACCAAAGCUGACAUUGAUGUGUCAGGACCCAAGGUGGACAUUGAAGGCCCUGAUGUGAAUAUGGAAGGACCAGAGGGAAAGUUGAAAGGUCCCAAGUUCAAGAUGCCAGAGAUGAAUAUCAAAGCCCCCAAGAUCUCCAUGCCUGACAUUGAUCUUAAUCUGAAGGGCCCCAAAGUGAAGGGUGACGUGGAUGUGUCUUUACCAAAAGUGGAAGGUGAGCUUAAAGUUCCUGAAGUUGACAUGAAAGGCCCCAAAGUGGACAUUGAUGCUCCAGAUGUGGACGUGCAUGGCCCAGACUGGCACCUGAAGAUGCCCAAGAUAAAAAUGCCCAAGAUCAGCAUGCCCGGCUUCAGAGGAGAGGGCCCAGAAGUGGACGUGAACCUGCCCAAGGCUGACAUUGACGUCUCAGGACCCAAGGUGGACGUUGAUGUUCCAGAUGUGAAUAUUGAAGGUCCAGAUGCGAAACUGAAGGGUCCCAAGUUCAAGAUGCCUGAGAUGAACAUCAAAGCCCCCAAGAUCUCCAUGCCUAGCAUUGACUUAAACCUGAAAGGACCCAAAGUAAAGGGAGAUGUGGAUGUUUCUGUGCCUAAGGUGGAAGGUGACCUCAAGGCCCCUGAAGUUGACAUCAAAGGCCCCAAAGUGGACAUCGAUGCUCCAGAUGUGGACGUGCAUGGCCCCGACUGGCACCUGAAGAUGCCCAAGAUAAAAAUGCCCAAGAUCAGCAUGCCUGGCUUCAAGGGAGAAGGCCCUGAAGUGGAUGUGAACCUGCCCAAGGCCGACAUUGAUGUCUCAGGACCCAAAGUGGACAUAGACACUCCUGACAUUGAUGUUCAUGGUCCAGAAGGGAAACUGAAGGGCCCCAAGUUUAAAAUGCCUGACCUGCACCUCAAAGCGCCCAAGAUCUCCAUGCCUGAAGUUGACCUGAAUCUGAAGGGCCCCAAGGUAAAGGGUGAUGUGGGUGUUACUCUGCCCAAAGUUGAAGGUGACCUCCAGGGCCCUGAAGUUGACGUCGAAGGUCCCAAAGUGGACAUCGAUGUCCCAGAUGUGGACGUGCACGGCCCAGACUGGCACCUGAAGAUGCCUAAGGUGAAAAUGCCCAAGUUCAGCAUGCCCGGCUUCAGAGGAGAGGGCCCAGAAGUGGACGUGAACCUGCCCAAGGCUGACGUUGACAUCUCAGGACCCAAGGUGGACGUUGAUGUUCAGGACGUGAAUGUUGAAGGUCCAGAUGCGAAACUGAAGGGCCCCAAGUUCAAGAUGCCAGAGAUGAACAUCAAAGCUCCUAAGAUCUCCAUGCCUAGCAUUGACUUAAACCUGAAAGGACCCAAAGUAAAGGGAGAUGUGGAUGUUUCUGUGCCUAAGGUGGAAGGUGACCUCCAGGGCCCUGAAGUUGACGUCGAAGGUCCCAAAGUGGACACUGAUGUCCCAGAUGUGGAUGUGCACGGCCCAGACUGGCACCUGAAGAUGCCUAAGGUGAAAAUGCCCAAGUUCAGCAUGCCCGGCUUCAGAGGAGAAGGCCCAGAAGUGGACGUGAACCUGCCCAAGGCUGACAUUGAUGUCUCAGGACCCAAGGUGGACGUUGAUGUUCCAGACGUGAAUAUUGAAGGUCCAGAUGCGAAACUGAAGGGCCCUAAAUUCAAGAUGCCGGAGAUGAACAUAAAAGCCCCUAAAAUCUCCAUGCCUGACCUUGACUUUAACCUGAAGGGCCCCAAAAUGAAGGGUGAUGUUGAUAUCUCUCUGCCCAAAGUUGAGGGUGAUCUCAAGGCCCCUGAGGUGGACAUCAAGAGCCCCAAACUGGACAUUGACACUCCUGAUAUCAAUAUUGAAGGUCCAGAUGGAAAACUGAAGGGGCCUAAAUUUAAGAUGCCAGAGCUGAAUAUUAAAGCCCCCAAGGUCUCCAUGCCUGACUUUGACUUAAAUCUGAAAGGGCCAACGGUAAAGGGGGAUGUGGACUUUUCACUGCCUAAGGCAGAAGGUGAUCUGAAAGGGCCAGAGGUGGACAUUGAAGGUCCUGAAGGGAAACUCAAAGGACCCAAAUUUAAGAUGCCUGAUGUCCAUUUUAAAACCCCACAAAUCUCCAUGAGUGACAUUGAUUUGAACUUGAAAGGACCUAAGAUAAAAGGAGAUUUGGACACUUCCAUCCCUAAACUGGAAGGAGAUCUGAAAGGCCCCAAAAUAGAUGUUAAAGGCCCUAAGCUGCACAUAGACACUCCUGAUUUUGACAUUAAUGGUCCAGAAGGGAAACUGAAGGGCCCCAAGUUUAAAAUGCCUGACCUGCAUCUCAAGACGCCCAGGAUCGGUGUGCCUGGCUUCAAAGGAGAGGGCCCAGAAGUGGAUGUGACCCUGCCCAAGGCUGACGUUGACGUCUCAGGACCCAAGGUGGACACUGAUGUUCCAGACGUGAAUAUUGAAGGUCCAGAUGCGAAACUGAAAGGCCCCAAGUUCAAGAUGCCAGAGAUAAAUAUCAAAGCUCCCAAAAUCUCCAUGCCUGAUGUCGACCUGGAUUUGAAAGGAUCCACAGGCAAAGGAGAUUUCGACGUGUCUGUCCCUAAGAUUGAAGGGACUUUCAAAGGCCCAGCAGUAGACCUUAAAGGUCCAGGUCUGGAUUUUGGAGGCCCUGAUGCCAAGCUCAGUGGCCCACAUUUGAAGAUGCCAUCACUGGAUAUAUCUGCCCCUAAAGUAACUCCUCCUGACAUUGAUCUGCAUCUCAAGGCACCCAAAAUUGGAGUUGCUGGUCCCAAACUAGAAGGCGGUGAACUGGACCUCAAGGGACCCAAAGUUGAUUUAGAAGCUCCAAGCUUAGAUGUGCACGUGGAGAGCCCAGAUAUUAACACUGAGGGGCCAGAUGUGAAGAUUCCCAAAUUUAAGAAACCCAAGUUUGGGUUUGGGGCAAAAAGCCCCAAAGCUGACUUCAAAUCACCUUCGCUUGAUGUGACAGUUCCUGAGGCAGAGCUGAAUGUUGAGGCUCCUGAAAUUAGUGUUGGUGGCAAGGGCAAGAAAAGUAAGUUUAAAAUGCCUAAAAUUCACAUGAGUGGUCCUAAAAUUAAGGCCAAAAAACAAGGAUUUGAUUUGAAUGCUCCUGGGGGUGAGACUGAUGCCAGUCUCAAGUCUCCCGAUAUAGAUGUCAACGUUGCAGGGCCGGAUGCCUCACUUAAAGUUGACAUGAAAUCUCCCAAGACCAAGAAACCUAUGUUUGGAAAAAUGUACUUUCCAGAUGUAGAAUUUGACAUUAAAUCACCUAAAUUUAAAGCUGAAGCUUCCCUCCCUGGCCCCAAAAUGGGGGGUGAAAUCCAGGCACCUGAUCUGGAUAUUUCCUCACCAGGGAUUAAUGUGGAAGGUCCUGACGUCAAGCUGAAGGCUCCCAAGUUCAAGGUGCCAGGUGUGGAUGUCUCAGGGCCAAAAAUAGAGGGCGACUUGAAAGGCCCCAGGGUGCAGGCAAACUUGGAUGCAUCUGACAUCAACAUUGAAGGCCCAGAUGCUAACUUGAAAGCACCAUCGUUCAGCAUUUCUGCCCCUCAAGUCUCCUUCCCUGAUGUGAGUGUUAACUUGAAAGGACCAAAGAUAAAGGGUGAUGUUCCCAGUGUGGGACUGGAAGGACCAGAUGUAGAUCUGCAAGGUCCAGAAUCGAAAAUUAAGUUCCCCAAGUUCUCGAUGCCCAAGAUCGGCGUCCCUGGUGUGAAGAUGGAGGGUGGGGGAGCUGAGGUCCAGCUGCCCUCUCUAGAAGGAGGCUUGAGCGCACCGGAUGUUAAGCUUGAAGGGCCCGAUGUGUCUCUGAAAGGGCCCAAAGUAGACUUGCCUUCAGGGAACCUCUCUGCGCCAAAAGUCUCUGGACCUGACCUUGACCUGAACUUGAAAGGACCAAGUUUGAAGGGAGGCCUGGAUGUAUCUGUUCCCAGCAUGAAGGUGCAUGCUCCCGGGCUUGACCUCAGAGGUGUCGGUGGAAAGGUGAACGUGGAAGGUGGUGGUGUGAAAGUGCCUGGAAUCGAUGCCACAGCAGUGCUUGAUGUCGGUGCGCCAGAUGUGACCCUGAAGGGACCAAGCCUGCAGGGAGACCUGGCUGUCUCUGGUGACAUCAAGUGUCCUGCAGUAUCCGUAGGUGCUCCUGAUCUAAGCUUGGAGGCACCUGAAGGUGGUAUCAAACUUCCUAAGGGGAAGCUGCCCCAGUUUGGCAUCUCCGCCCCAGGGUCCGACUUGGACAUCAGUGUCAAGGGGCCACAAGCUGCUGGAGAACUAAAGGGGCCCGACGUAGAUUUGAACCUCAGAGGCCUGAACCUGAAAGGGCCUCAGAUCUCUGGCCCUCAAAUCUCAGCACCAGAUGUGGACUUGAACUUGGAAGGACCAAAAGUAAAAGGCAGCCUCGGGGCCAGUGGUGAGAUGAAAGGCCCCACGGUUGGAGGAGGUCUUCCGGGCAUCAGCGUUCAAGGCCUAGAAGGAAACCUCCAAAUGCCGGGAAUUAAGUCAUCCAGAUGUGAGGUGGAGCUGCCAGGUGUGAAUGUGAAACUCCCAACCGGGCAAAUUUCUGGUCCUGAAAUCAAAGGGGAUCUGAAAGGUUCAGGAAUAGGUUUCCACGGGGCCUUUCCUGACAUUGGCAUGAAAGGGCCUUCAUUUAACGUGGCAUCUCCUGAGUCAGAUUUUGGCGUCAGCUUGAAGGGCCCGAAAAUCAAAGGAGGCGUGGAUGUUUCAGGGGGUGUCAGUGCCCCAGAUAUCAGCCUGGGUGAGGGGCACGUGAGCGUCAAAGGUUCCGGGGGAGAGUGGGAAGGACCCCAGGUCUCCUCUGCUCUCAACUUGGGUGCACCUAAGUUUGCCGGAGGACUUCAUUUCUCAGGACCAAAGAUAGAAGGAGGUGUCAAAGGAGGCCAGACUGGGUCUGGGCUUCAGGGUCCUGGGCUGAGCGUGUCUGGGCCUCAAGGUCACUUGGAAAGCGGAUCUGGAAAAGUAACAUUCCCCAAGAUGAAGAUCCCCAAGUUCACCUUCUCUGGCCAUGAGCUGGUUGGCAGAGAAGUAGGGGUGGAUAUUAACUUCCCUAAAGCGGAGGCCAGUGUCCAGUCUGGUGCUGGAGAGGGCGAAUGGGAAGAGUCUGAUGUAAAACUUAAAAAGUCCAAAAUCAAAAUGCCCAAGUUCAACUUUUCCAAGCCUAAAGGGAAAGCUGGUGUCACCGGCUCACCGGAAGCAUCCAUUUCAGGGUCCAAAGGUGACCUGAAGAGCUCCAAGGCCAGCCUAGGCUCUCUGGAAGGAGAGGCCGAAGUGGAAACAUCUUCCCCCAAAGGCAAAUUCUCCUUAUUCAAGAGCAAGAAGCCGCAGCGCCGCUCAAAUUCCUUCAGUGAAGAAAGGGAGCAUUCUGCAUCUUCUACCCCUCCGGGAACUUUGGAGUUCGAAGGUGGGGAAGUGUCGCUGGAAGGCGGGAAAGUCAAAGGGAAACAUGGGAAGCUGAAAUUUGGUACCUUCGGUGGAUUGGGGUCAAAGAGCAAAGGUCAUUAUGAGGUCACUGGGAGUGAUGAUGAGGCAGGCAAGUUACAGGGGAGUGGAGUGUCCUUGGCCUCGAAGAAGUCUCGACUGUCAUCUUCUUCUAGCAGUGACAGUGGGACUAAGGUUGGCAUCCAGCUUCCCGAGGUGGAGCUGGCAGUUUCCACAAAGAAAGAGUAGCAGGCCUCUGUGUGUGUGUACAUAUAUGUAUAAAAAUACAUCAGCCUUGGGUGUGUUUGUAUAUAAACUCCAAAGAGAAACACGCCGACAGCCUCAGCAGUAACGCAAACAGCUGGCCUCUGGCGGGGGCAAGUGGCUUUUCGGCCAAGCACCUUUAGGCUCCUCCUGGAGCUUUACAGAUAGGUAAAGAGUUCUAAGUUCUUCGUCCAGCCCGUGUGCGGAGUCAACAGUAUUUGCCUUAAGAUUUCAGGUUUUUUUUUUUUUUUUUUUUUGCAUCGAACGCUGAGAGCUCCUGUUUACUAAGCAAGCUUUUGUGUUUAUUAUCCUCAUUUUUACUGAACAUUGUUACUGUUGGGGUCAUGGAAACCCACUUUUUCAUUGUAAUGACUUUGGGGGCUUAUGUUAGUAAGGGUGGGGGGUGGAGAAGGCAGUAGAGGGGGGCCAGACCUUCAUUUCUCCUCCCGUUGGAUCUACUCAAACAGGAAACACCCAAAGAUGGCUGAGAGGAGCCGCCAGGCAGGGCGUGUGGGUGUUUCUAGAACUCUUUAGCGUUGCUUUUUCUUCCCCAGGGGUGGCGGUCCCUGCUCACGGUGAGAGGGAAUUUAGAGUCUGUUUGCAAAUUAGCCAACCCACCAACUCGACACGAGGGCCUUCCAUUCUGUGUGUUGUAAGAGAAAUGUUUUUCUUUGUGAUCGCCACGUUCCUGAUAUUCUGAUUUCUGUUAACAAAUGUUAUUGUGAUUAAGGAAAUUUCCAGCACUUUAAUGGCAAAUUAAUUGAGAAUGUAAGAAAAUUGAUGCUGUCAAGGGCAAAUAAAGCUGUUUAUUAACCCGGA